Chiroxiphia lanceolata (lance-tailed manakin) is the source of this 3744-nucleotide messenger RNA. RefSeq names its product collagen alpha-2(I) chain-like. NCBI's taxonomy places the organism in Eukaryota, Metazoa, Chordata, Aves, Passeriformes, Pipridae. The record is from RefSeq and is a predicted model, not a curated record. Bases 1 to 759 code for a protein of 252 amino acids. The transcript is spliced from 4 exons.
AUGGCUGCAGAGGGGCAUCCCCCGGCCAGGGCGAGGAGCGCCGGAGCAGCCUGCCGUCGGCUGCGGGGGAGCCCCAUCCCGCCAGUCGGCAGCGCCGUCCCGCUCAUCGAGCGGAGGGGGGCGAGCGGACUCACCCGGGUUCGGCGGGACGGGGCUGGGGCCGCCGCUGCCACCGCCUGGAGAUGGGGUGGUCAGGUUGUUCUGGCUCCCGGCGGCGUUGCGGGGCCGCAGGGACAGAGCACUCGCCGCCGGGGAGAAGCGUUGAGGCUGUGCUGGGGUGAACAGAGGCUGCCGGAGAAGGAUGGUGCUUCUGGGGAAACAACACCCUCCGCUCCCCCCCUCUUCCCGGCGCGGGCGGUCUGCUCGCCUUUGAUUGCGAGGCGAGGGCAUCCUGCCCCCGCCGCUCCCCCCUCCCGGGAUGGUUACAUACAAAGGCUGCUUUCCAGGAACUUUCCAGGAACCGCAUCAUGUGACAGAACCCGCUCCGGCGCCUCCGCCGCGAUCGCGGCCAGCCAGGGCCGACGCACCGAGCCGCCGCCCCUGUCACGCCGGGGCAGCGGUCGCCGAAUGCUGCCCCGCGGCCCCCCCGCCUCCUCCUCCGCCCGCGGGGCCGCGGGCGACGCGCAGAUAGAAGCAGGUGUGGCAGGAGGGAGCGUGAGCUUUCCAGUGGAACACAUGACAGCAGGGACCUGCUCCAGGAGUCUCAACAGGGGCAUCUGUGAACUGGACUGGAGAAUCUUCACGACUCAGGUUGUUUAGAGAACAGUAGUUAUGCGUGUGAGUUGCUGUUUUUGUGUGUCUGUAUAAGCCUGUGCUAGACUCGUUCACACUUGGUACUCUGACCAAAGGCAGGCUAAGCUCAGGUAAUCUGCAAAAAUGCUGUGGGUUCACACUACCUGAUUUCAGAGGGCAUACUUGUAUUUCUAAAUAAUAAUAAAAAAAAAAGUCCCUGAUGUUAAGAAGGACUUAUAUUGGGAAUAUAAGGGGAACAUAUAUGGCUUAUAUUCACAUUAGCUGGGGCUAGUUCCCUCUUGAGGAGACUCCCAUAUUCACAUCACGCAGUCCUCUUUGGACUCUUUCUGGUGCCCCUACAGAUCCAACUUGCCAUUCUGGGUUUUUUUGUGUUAUCUUUUUAGAUAAUUUGAAGUAUCUGAAAUUACGUGAAACUGUAUUACAGGCUGUGAGAAGGGUGCUUUCCUAGCAUGAAAGUGAGGGGGUGUGUUAUAUGUUUUGGCAUGUGGUCACGUUUGAGGGUGCACAGCUCGAGCAGUUUAGAAGAGCAGGCAGCGUGAAGUCAAACAAGAUAUGAUAUCAGGAGCAGUGGUUGGUGCAGACUCUCCCUGCAGCAGUGGGCAGCCAUUGCUUGAAAGAGGGCUUGGUGGAACAUGGGGAGGUAAUGAAGAGUUGUGGGGAGCAGCAGCUGGGGCUUGAGCUUGCUCCCCAGCCUGCCGCAGUAAGGACGAGCUCAGAGGGAUUCCAAGCAUCUGCCUGCUGCUGAGCCACUGUGGCAUGGUAAAGCACAGACAGGCGUUUUGACUGCAGGAUAAAGGCAUCACUGUAUUUCCUGUGUCAUUUCCACAAAGUCAUGACUUAAAAUCUUGGUCAUAUUGAAACAAAACACUGACCAAGUUCCAGCAAUUCAAGCUUUUGUCCUUGCACUGGACAAGGACUGGCUAAGCACUGUGUAGGUACUAACCACUCUUCUCUUCACAGGCCAUUGUGUGCCUUACCAGUGGCCUCUCUGGGCUCACUUCAAAUCUUUCUUCAACAAAUAUGGCCACAUAAAGUCCAUGAAUUGUAACCCAUGCAGCCAAGAUACAGCAUGUUUAUUUUAGUAGAUUUGGUACAAAUACAUGCUCUAGAGAGGGGGUUUCUCUGCCAUUUUUCUUACCUCUGCUUAUGGUAAACUCUCCAUGAAUUUUGCUUGCACUGGUCUUCUACUCUGGAUAGGAAAUCCUUUUUCUUAAAAUUCUAAAUUCUGUGGAACUCACUGCCAACCUCAGUUUCCCCAUCACCAAUGCCAGGAUUUUAACUGUAUGAAAAAUAGCACAUGGGAAAGGGAGUUCUAUAAACAUCUAUUCUUGGAAAAUAACAAGUGAACCCAUAGUGAAACCAGUCAGGAUUAAAAAUUAGAAAAUAAAUUUAAAAAGAAGAAUAUGAAACCUUAUGCUACUUAUACCAACCAAAUGUUAAUUAACUAGGGGUCAAGGAAACUUUUUUCCUCAAUUAUUCAAUUGAAAUCAUCAGUGUGUCUUAACUAAAGCAGAUGCUGAGGAUCACUACUGCAGCACAGUUCUGAUGCAGUGUAACUCCUGCUGAUGUUAACUUCAGAAAAAUGCUACUUGGCUUAUUAUUUGUUUAAACAAAUAAAACAUAUUUGAAUGAGAAACUUGCAGUGUUUAAGAAACUUUAGCAGUGUUUAGAAAACUUAGUGCUAAUGACUAGCAGUGUUUAAGAAACACUGAUCUUUGCUUGAAACUGUUAAGCUCUGUUUUGUUACCAUUAGUGAGUAGGAAAUACCUGUUUGUACAGUAGCGUCCUGCUUUAAUAGUUUAAUCUUUUACUUAGGUUAAACUUUAUUCUACCUGGUAAUAGCUUAAUGCAGUAGCCUAAUUCAACAAUCACUUUUCACUGUUCAUUGAAUUUUUUUGUGGUAUUUACAUGAUUAGAAUGUUAUUAGUUCUAGCAGAAAAGAUACUAAAAAACAGCUCUUCCAGAAUUUCUUUUUUUUUUAAAUAUCUCAUAUUUUACUGGCUAGGGACAUUCUUUUGCUGAGGAAUUGUAAACUUCAGUGGUUGUCAAAACUGGCCUUAUAUAAAAAGGUAGACCACCUCUGACCUGAGACUAUUUAUCAUCUUGACAAGCAGUAAAGCUGAAUAUUAGAACAAUUGUUUUCUGUAUUACUUACUUUUCAUAAAGACCAGUUGGCAAAGUUUCUCAGUUCUACUGACCAUUCCAACCUCUUGAGGUGCCUCUAGGUGAUGAAAAACUUUGUGAUAUACUGAUUAUCACUUCUCACCUACAUCAUUUACUAAAGUGGCACACCAGGCCAUAAACUUUUACUUCUCCAGAAGCCAUGCAAUGGAAAAUUGCUGGCCAAACAUGCUGUUUAGUUCACGCAGCUUCCACAUUGCUCCCACUGUCUGAUCUGCAGUGUCCCAGCUGCUGUCAUUACAUACAGUGGAACUAACAAUCUUUGUCAACUGUAUCUAAAUUUUCAGAUAAUUAUGGGCAAAUUGCUCAGUAAACCAUAAUUUAUUGUGUAAUUUUUCUAGAAGUACCUCGAGGUAACAGUUGCAGAGAAGAGGUGCUACUAAGAUACAUAUCUUAUUUCUCCUGUGACUACACACUGAGUGAAACAAACAAAAUAGCUUAAUUAUCUUUUAGAAUUGGAGGGUUGAUUAAAUACGAAGUGAGAUUAAAAACCUACACACAAUUUAUUUAAAGUGACAAAUUAAAUGUGUGUGAAUUACUCUAUAUAGAAAAGCAAGAUUUCCUAUAUACAGGCUACACACUGUUGAAGGCUAGCAGAAACAGCAAAAAUAGUUCUAUCCAAAUUUUAAGAGAAGUAUUUUCCUUUUACAUAGAUACUCUCCUAAAUUUAAAAAAAAAAAAAAAGACUGCUUUCAUUUGCCCCAAUACAGACAUCUGAAUCUCAUCUUCAUCCUCCCUUCACAGAGAAGGAAAAUGUACCUCCAGAGAACAAUUGUGUGACACAGUCUAUACAAUAAAAUGUUAAAAUAA